This is a messenger RNA of Aplosporella prunicola CBS 121167, 1303 nucleotides long. RefSeq lists its product as uncharacterized. NCBI's taxonomy places the organism in Eukaryota, Fungi, Ascomycota, Dothideomycetes, Botryosphaeriales, Aplosporellaceae. The coding region runs from base 344 to 1000 and encodes 218 amino acids. The record is from RefSeq and is a predicted model, not a curated record. The transcript has a single exon.
CUUACCUGCCCUGCGGCCUGGCGGCGCGGCCCCGGGCGCACAGGCUCGCAUGGGGACCGGCGCCGCUGCUGAGUCACGGCCUUGUCGUGCGAUUACCUAGGUGGGUUUUGGGUUCUCGUACCCGCUUGCUGAAGAUUUUGCGCUCGCCGUUCGGUACCUAGAGUGAACGGAGGCGCGAGUUGCGAGAGAGGAGACGUCUAGAUGGUCCCGGACCUGGGCCCGGACCUGGACCUGCGCCAUAGGUAGGAGUACGGAGCAGGCGUGCAGGUACGAUAGGUAUCGAUUCGAUUUCGUCACGCCGGCAUGUGACACACGGCGUGCGGGCUGUCCCUGCGCGCUGCUGAUGCUGAUCGGGGAUACGCGAUGGAGUGGCUGGACCGGGUGGAGCAGCCGCAGCCGCAGCCGCACGCUCGCAGUGGCAGGCUCGCUCCAGCUCCAGCACAUCACGUCGUUCGUGGCGGAAGCGUGCAUUGAUAUAAAAAGGGCAGCCGCACCAGCACCAGCAGCAGUAGUAGCACGUUUGCGCCAUACCUACCCGCCCACGACCACGACAAGGAAAAACCCGUACCCACGUCCUGUACCUACCUACCUACGCACGCUACGCUCACGACCCACGCCCGAACAACCAAACAUGUACAUCACAACCGUCAUCAUGAGCGUGUUCGCGCUGCUCUCGUCCAGCACCAGCACGAACGGCAACACCAACACGAACGGGACGCUCGCCUCGUCAUCAGACAGCGCCAACACGCAGACAUUCCUCCUCGACAACUUCGUGCUGCACGACCCUAGCGGCGAGCCAGGCAACUACAUCCGCACGCUGAACUUUGACGUCAGCGCCGCGGACAGCGCCGACAAGGACGACGACGACAAGGCAAGCAACGACGACGCGAGCGACGCAAAGAACCACGCGCUCGUGCACUGCGCUGCCAGCUGGGAUUAUCGCAUGGAUGGGUACCCGAGGGGCUACGUACGUGUUUCCUCAGCCUUGUGCGCGGAAUAAGACUUGUGAAGGAAAAGAGGAGAAGGAAAGGAUUUCUGGUGCUGAUGCUAACCUUGGUGAUGUUGUGGAUAGGUCCCCUGCAAUUCGUCCGAGUGGAACUGGUACGUCUCCUCAUGGAAGGAAUCGGCGUUCGAGCUCGAGGUGCUGCGCAUCUGGGAUCCGGAGAACGAGUACGUACAUCUAUGCCCCCGCCUACCUACCCUAUACCCCCCCGCCCUUGGCUGCACAGCCUGUCACACAGCAUAUUCUUGCAGCGCGCCCAGCUGCACGCAUUCCGUUCUUUUUUCGCACGCACGCACGCUA